AUGGAAAACUCCGCAGAUCGUCCGGAGACUGGCGACACAAACCAGGGAUCGACGCCGCACCAUGUCCUAGGGAUACCUCGCCCUCCCUCUGUGGGCGGAAUUUCGUCCCGAGUGACAGAUGAAGAUGGAGAGCGAGCACCAUCUUACACAUCACCUCACCCUCAUCCCCUUCAGUCGCGGCCCUCUGUUUCCUCCAGGCGUGGUCCGCCUCCAACGCGGAACUCCAUCAAUGCGCCCAGCCAGGUGACCAGCAGACCUGGCAGCUCGGGGAGUCGACUGAGUAGAACACAUAUCCCGUCUCUGACGGCACAGGCUUUUUUCCGGCCCAUGAGCUCGCAACGAUUGCAGGCACACCGAGGAACACGCCCUGUGACCAAAGGGACGGUUUCAUCCACCGACGACUGGACAGAGCAUGGAAGCCAGAACCGGAGGAGCUUGAUCUCCAAUAGCACAGCCCCGCAAGGAUCUCAGCCUCCGGCUGAUAUGGAAGCUCCUCCGUCUCGAGGAACAGAGUUCACAGAUCCUAUCAUUCCAGACCGCAACAUCUCCAACGCUAGCCCCACCGGUAACACAACCGUCCGGAGUCUGGGUGAAAGCGUCCGACUGCUGCGGGACCGAGAUCAAAAGGAGAAACCCCAGCGUCUCAACCUUGGGGCCAACUAUACAGGGCAUGCCGUGCAGGAUGCGCCACCAAAAUCACCCCUGUCAUUCCUAUCAUUGCAAAACAGGGGGGUUGGACACGGCCAUGAUUCUCGGGCCCAUCAAGGCCACGAACAUCUCUCCUCCGCUGGCUCCUCUCCGGGUCCCCUCGACGUGAAAAGGCCCCCUCUACCAGAAACGAAUAUGGGUAGAAAUUACGAGUACUUCCUCGGCAACACAUUCUUCUGCGGUGGGGGGCGGUUCCAAAACUCGAGAGACAAGCCUGUCAAUAUUGCAACAGGACUUUUAAUCGUUGUACCCUCGGCGUUGUUCUUUGCCUUCUCGGCUCCCUGGCUGUGGCAUAAUAUCUCUCCUGCCAUUCCCAUAGUGUUUGCUUACAUUUUCUACGUGUGUUUCUCGUCGUUUGUGCAUGCAUCCGUUGUCGAUCCUGGAAUUAUGCCUCGGAAUGUACAUCCGAUGCCUCAACCAGAUUCUUCAGACGACCCUCUGGCGCUUGGCCCGCCCACAAAUGACUGGGUUAUGGUCAAGCUUGCUACUUCAGAUGUAGCUGCCAUGGACGUGCCUGUGAAAUACUGCAAGACAUGUAAUAUUUGGCGGCCUCCUCGCUGCUAUCACUGCCGUGUCUGCAACAACUGCGUCGAAACCCUCGACCAUCACUGCGUGUGGCUCAACAAUUGUGUUGGUCGCCGAAACUACCGCUAUUUUUUUACUUUCGUCAGCUCUUGUACCCUCUUGGCUCUCUUUUUGAUCGGUGCUAGUCUGGCACAUAUCUUGGUCUACAGGUCUCAGGAAAGCAUAUCAUUCGGGGCUGCAAUCUCCAAAUGGAGAGUUCCAUGGGCCAUGGUGAUAUAUGGGUUGGUUGCAGUGCCAUACCCUACAUCGCUUUGGGCAUAUCAUCUCUUCCUAGUUGGCCGUGGUGAAACUACCAGAGAAUAUCUCAACUCGCACAAGUUUGCCAAGACUGACCGACAUCGACCAUUCACCCAAGGAAAUAUCCUUAAAAAUUGGAUUGCUGUUCUUGGGCGUCCUCGGCCUCCUACCUACAUGCAAUUCAAGCAGCGGUAUGAAGACGGUGAUCAACGCUUGGACUCACAAAAGCGCAGGUAUCGCGUCCCAGAUGUCGAGUCCCAAGGCAUUGAGAUGCAACAUGUUGGUCCCCAACAGGAUUAA
Molecule: messenger RNA, 1830 nt
Organism: Penicillium samsonianum
Lineage: Eukaryota; Fungi; Ascomycota; Eurotiomycetes; Eurotiales; Aspergillaceae
Gene: erf2
Product: palmitoyltransferase ERF2
Exons: 3
Coding region: 1-1830 (609 amino acids)
Biological process (GO): peptidyl-L-cysteine S-palmitoylation; protein targeting to membrane
Cellular component (GO): endoplasmic reticulum; Golgi apparatus
Molecular function (GO): protein-cysteine S-palmitoyltransferase activity
Source: RefSeq, a predicted model, not a curated record